UAUUCAUACAUUGGAAUUUUCUUGUUUAAUUGAAAAGGAAAAAUGGGUGGAGUAUUGGGAAAGAGUGAAUCACCAAGGCAUAGUUUGCCAGAAACAAAGCUGGAGGCUAAGAUGGUUGCAGCUGUGAGAAAAAGGGCAUCACAAGGAUGUGCAAUGAAAUCAUUCAAUAGCAUCAUCUUGAAAUUUCCCAAGAUUGAUGAAAGUUUUACAAAUUGCAAGACUAUUUUCAAGCAAUUUGAUGAGGAUGCAAAUGGGGCAAUUGAUCAUGAAGAAUUAAAGCGAUGUUUCAAUAAACUGGAAGUAUCUUGUACAGAGGAAGAGUUCAAUGAUCUGUUUGAGGCCUGUGACAUCAAUGAGAAUAUGGGCAUCAAAUUUAAUGAGUUCAUAGUUCUUCUCUGCCUCGUUUAUCUUCUUAAAGUGCCUGAACCUUCUCAUGCAAAAUCACGAAUCGGGUUACCGCACAUUGAGUCAACUUUUGAGACUUUGGUUGAUGCUUUUGUUUUUCUGGACAAGAACAAGGAUGGAUAUGUCAGCAAAACUGAGAUGAUUCAAGCCAUAAACGAGACGAGUAGCGGUGAACGCUCUUCCGGACGCAUAGCCAUGAAAAGAUUUGAAGAGAUGGACUGGGAUAGAAAUGGAACUGUGACUUUCAAAGAGUUUCUGUUUGCAUUCACAAGUUGGGUUGGAAUAGAUGACAAUGAAGAAGAAGAAGAAGAAGAAGAAGAAGAAGCUGGUGAUAAGUGAAUCAAAUGUAAUUUUUAAUCUUUCAUUUCAUCAUCCUUUUCCAAAUUGGUAUAAAGAACUCAAAU
Molecule: messenger RNA, 809 nt
Organism: Dioscorea cayenensis subsp. rotundata (Guinea yam)
Lineage: Eukaryota; Viridiplantae; Streptophyta; Magnoliopsida; Dioscoreales; Dioscoreaceae
Product: probable calcium-binding protein CML21
Exons: 4
Coding region: 43-744 (233 amino acids)
Molecular function (GO): calcium ion binding
Source: RefSeq, a predicted model, not a curated record